GUGGGGUGCUCCGGGCGGCUCCGCGGUGCCCUUCGCUCGGGGCGGUGCCGGCGGUGCGGGAGGGGCCCCGCAGCCGUGGCCAUGGCCCCCCCGCGGCACUGCUAUGAGGGCUUCGUGGAGGUGCGGGGGCUGCGGGAUCAGAGCUACAGGAGGCGCUGGGCCGGGCUGCGGGGGGCCGCGCUGUGCUUCUAUGGGGCGCCCCGAGAGCCGCAGCCCCUGGAGCUGCUGGACCUGGACGAGCUGGUGGGGGUACAGAGAGAGGGGGGGGCCCUCGUCCUCCAGCUGCGGGAUCAGAAGGUGAUGCUGAAGGUGGAUGGCGUGGAGGUGCUGGAGAUAUGGCGCGGCUUCAUCCUGACCAUGGCCAAGAUGGAGGUGCCCACGGACCUGGAGCUGCUGCUGCCCGGGCACCUCUUCCAGAUGUCGGAGGCGCUGCGCCAGGAGAGGGAGCGCCGCUGUGCACCCCGGGGCGGGGGGACACCCACAGUGCCCCCCGUGCCCGGCUGCUUCUUCAACGUGUCGCGCGUGGAGGCCGAGCAGCUCCUGGAGCGCAACGCGGGCAGCGGGAACGUGGUGCUGCGACCCGGCGGGCACGGCCGCGGCUUCUCCGUCAGCACGCGGCAGGUGCAGAACGG
This is a messenger RNA of Numida meleagris (helmeted guineafowl), 632 nucleotides long. It is a transcript of the gene STAP2, whose product is annotated as signal transducing adaptor family member 2. NCBI's taxonomy places the organism in Eukaryota, Metazoa, Chordata, Aves, Galliformes, Numididae. Gene Ontology annotation, molecular function: signaling adaptor activity. The record is from RefSeq and is a predicted model, not a curated record.